UCAGUCUUGCACAGGUGUCUUGGCUCCUCCCCUUCAGUCUUGCACAGGUGUCCCGGCUCCUCCCCUUCAGUCUUGCACAGGUGUACCGGCUCCUCCCCUUCAGUCUUGCACAGGUGUACCGGCUCCUCCCCUUCAGUCUUGCACAGGUGUACCGGCUCCUCCCCUUCAGUCUUGCACAGGUGUACCGGCUCCUCCCCUUCAGUCUUGCACAGGUGUACCGGCUCCUCCCCUUCAGUCUUGCCCAGGUGUACUGGCUCCUCCCCUUCAGUCUUGCCCAGGUGUACCGGCUCCUCCCCUUCAGUCUUGCACAGGUGUAUCGGCUCCUCCCCUUCAGUCUUGCCCAGGUGUACUGGCUCCUCCCCUUCAGUCUUGCCCAGGUGUACCGGCUCCUCCCCUUCAGUCUUGCCCAGGUGUACCGGCUCCUCCCCUUCAGUCUUGCCCAGGUGUACCGGCUCCUCCCCUUCAGUCUUGCCCAGGUGUAUCGGCUCCUCCCCUUCAGUCUUGCCCAGGUGUACCGGCUCCUCCCCUUCAGUCUUGCCCAGGUGUACCGGCUCCUCCCCUUCAGUCUUGCCCAGGUGUACCGGCUCCUCCCCUUCAGUC
This is a messenger RNA of Staurois parvus, 600 nucleotides long. The record is from the annotation of a GenBank genome assembly. NCBI's taxonomy places the organism in Eukaryota, Metazoa, Chordata, Amphibia, Anura, Ranidae.